Molecule: messenger RNA, 1767 nt
Organism: Melanaphis sacchari
Lineage: Eukaryota; Metazoa; Arthropoda; Insecta; Hemiptera; Aphididae
Gene: CNMaR
Product: FMRFamide receptor
Exons: 7
Coding region: 290-1378 (362 amino acids)
Biological process (GO): G protein-coupled receptor signaling pathway
Cellular component (GO): plasma membrane
Molecular function (GO): G protein-coupled receptor activity
Source: RefSeq, a predicted model, not a curated record
GCCGAGAGUACCGACUCAGUUUAACAUAUACAAAAACCUCAUAUUAUAAUUUUUUUUUUAAUCUUUAAAUUAGUAAUUAUAUAAAUGUGAUUAUUUAUACAGUGAUACGUUUAUGUAAAGUCAAAAAAUUUGAUUAUUAGAAAAGUUAAAUAUUUUCAAAAUAAACUGAUUUUUAAUUUUAAUAAUAUGCCAAUUAAAAAAAGAAUAUGUGUGUUCAUACGUGGAUAAAGGGAUUUAGAAUUAAACGAUUAUACUUCCACAAAAACAAUUAAAUAAUAAGUCAAAAAUAAUGUCGACUCAUAUAAAUGACGAAAUAAGCUUCACUGACAGGUUUAUAAAAUAUUAUCUGUUGGCUGUUGUAUGUCUCGGAAGCUUGGGAAAUUGUUUAUCAGUACUAGUGUUUUUUGGAACAAAAUUGCGAAAACAAUCAUCAUCAUAUUAUUUAUCUUCGUUAGCAAUCAGCGACACAUUAUUUUUAUUAACACAACUGAUGCCUGAACUACCCAAAGUUGGAAUCGAAAUAUACUACAUGUAUGGGUUUUGUCAAUUUUUCAUCUACUUAGCACAGAUGUGUAGUUUUAUUAGCGUGUGGCUAGUUGUAGUGUUUACAUCAGAACGUUUUAUAGCUGUUCGAUAUCCAUUACACAGAUCGGUGAUAUGUACAGUAUACAGAGCUAAAAUCGUACUAUGCAUAUUAUUCACGUUUGCAUUAGUAACGCAUAUACCUUAUUUAGUGAUUUCAGCACCUAAUAACGUGACUUUAAAAAACAACUCAACAACAACAGAAUGUAGCCUGAACUUUUCCUAUUACGAAUUAUAUACAUGGCUAAACUAUGCAGACGUAUUAAUAAACAUGAUGAUACCAUUUUUCUUGAUCGUGGUAUUCAAUAGUAUGAUUUGUCAAUCUGUGUGUCGGUUAGCCAGAAUAAGACGAACAAUGACACUUCAUCCAUCUAGAAGAAGACAAUCUAUAUCACAAAACUCACAACACACAUCUCAAAUAAAAGUAACAGAAAUGCUCUUAGUCGUGUCUUCAGUGUUUUUAUGUCUUAAUCUACCAUCAUACGUAUUCCGAGUAUGGAUGGUAUGGGACAAUGUGACGUCAACACAAUACAAAACUACACAAGACAUUGCAAAUCAAAUGUACAACACACAUUUUGGAAUAAAUUUCGUACUGUACUGUGUAAGUGGUCAAAAUUUUCGAAGAGCUUUAGCUGAACUUUGGAAUAAAAGAAGACAUUACAAAAAAAGAUUAAGGGAAACUCAGGUCACAACAGUAUUAUCAGAAUUCUCAAAAAGUGGGGUUGGAUCAAAACAAACUACCGUCAACGGAACUUGGAAAGAAGUACAUGAACUCUUACCAAUUGCACACAGUUAAUGUUUUAAGAAUAAACUCAUUUUUAAAUAUACCUAUAAUAUAGCUAUAAUAUGGCUAUAUUUAAAAUUAUAAAUAUUAAACAAUAUUGUACAUAGUAAAUGUGUUGUAAGAAACAGAAAAUUUUGAUUGGGAGAAAAUUCUCUUCAAGUUAUCGUCCUCCCCUACCAAUCAAAAAACAUUUUUUGUAUCAAUAAAUGUGUAAAUUAUCAUAUAAUUAUUAUUUAAUGUAAAUAGAGCAAUAAAAACUUACAGUACAACACUAUAUUACAAUAAAAAUAUUUAAUAAUCAGUAAUUUCAUUUUGAAAUAACGAUUUUGUAGUGUUUUUAAAAUAUAUCUUUCAAUUUAUAAUUCAGUAAAUUUCUUAUCGAACGUACUGGGAACGUGAAA